Messenger RNA from Macrosiphum euphorbiae (potato aphid), 5166 nucleotides. The record is from the annotation of a GenBank genome assembly. Lineage: Eukaryota; Metazoa; Arthropoda; Insecta; Hemiptera; Aphididae.
AUGACCGGGUCAGAGAAAGAGGCCAUGGAGCGCGAGCGUCGAGUGUUACAUAGGGCGAAGACCAUCGCGUUGCUAAAUCGCGAUAGCACGUUGAAUCGUAUGAAGGCCAUAGCUGACAUGGCGUCCCGAGUGAGGGAUGCGCCCGAGUUGAAGCCCAAAUUAUUAACUGCAGCCGGUGACCUAGACUCCCUAUGGGAUACAUUUCUUCGACAUAAUGAUGCGGUUUUGAAUGCGUUACUAGAUUUGAACUUAGCCUCAGAAUAUUCUGUUACUCUGGAAGCGGAGGUUCGUACUCUGUACUUUGACGCACGUGCUAUAGUGGAAGAAUUUGCUCCCCUACCCACAAGCAGGGCCUUAUCACAGGGUUCCAGUCGCUCAUCGGGCUCACGCCAUUCUAAUCAUUCCGGUCGCCCUUCAAGGCGAUCUCGGCUCCCAGAAAUCCCAUUGCCGUCCUUCAGUGGCGAGUUGAGUGGCUGGCCGGCGUUCCGCGACCGCUUUACGGACCUAGUCGUGCUGGAUGACGAGUUAACGGACAGCGACCGCUUCUAUUAUUUACUCGGUUGCCUCCGUGGUGACGCGUUAAGUGCCAUUAGUUCCAUCUCGGUGUCCAAUGGAACAUACGACCUCGCUUGGGCCACGCUAGUCGAGCAGUUUGAUAAACCUAGGCAGUUGGCCUCUUUGAUCAUCGACAAGUUAAUGUCAGCUCCGAUACAGUCCCAGGAGUCUCUGAGCGGAUUGAAAGAUUUCCUUGGGCUAUUCUCCGACCAGGUGGCGAUGUUACACACGCUGCACGUUCCAAACCUUGGUGAAUUUAUAUUGUUUUCUCUGGCUUCGCGCUGCUUGCCAUACUCCACUAGGAAGGGUUUCGAAGCAUCGAAUAAACAUGAUUUUCCAUCUAUUUUGGAUAUGGUUAGCUACAUCAAAGACCGUGUGAGCCUGUUAGAGGCCGUGAGCUUUACGCAAAGCUCGAGUAACCCUCCAACAACUCAGGGCCGGACGAAGUCCGCGCCAUCAAACCAUGUUGGCCGGAAGCCAAAGGUCGUGAUGCUCGCCUCAAAAUCGAUGGGUACUGCCCCGUCAAAAUGUUUGUUCUGCUCGGGGGAACACGUCACCACGUCGUGCAACGCGUUUACCAAAAUGUCAGUGAAUGACCGCGUUUCGGCUGCACGUGAUAAACGACUGUGCUUCCGGUGUCUCGUCUCCACCCAUUGGUCGACAAAAUGCAGAGUAACCAAGCCAUGUGCCCGUUGCCACGGUCGCCACCAUACCCUACUUCAUAAGGACAACGAUACGGAGGCACAACCUAUCGCCUCGACAAGUGCCUGCCACGUCAGCUCGUCGAAACAUCCUACCGCAUUGUUGGGGACCGCUGUGGUUCACGUGCGUGAUCGGUAUGGAUGCAUGCAACCGGUGCGUGCCUUAAUCGAUUCCGGAUCGCAGAUAAGCAUCAUGUCAGUUCCGUGUGUCGACCGGUUGGGGUUGAAGUGUAAUAAGUGGACUGUUCCGUUGACGGGCGUGUCCGGGGCAGCAGUUCUGCAGGUAAAAGGUCGAGUUGAAUGCCUGCUUACGCCCAGGUAUAAUGACGAGCAUUCCAUCAAGUUAACUGCGUGGGUUCUACCCAAAAUAACCAGUGACCUGCCAUCACAACAGUUGCCGCCGCAGUUGGUGAACAAGUUUUCCCACUUGGCGUUGGCUGACCCGCAGUUUGAUUGCACUGCUCCAGUUGAGUUAUUGUUAGGAGCUGACGUAUAUUCCCGAGUUAUGGAUGGGAAACGCGUUUUAUUGGAUCCCUCGUUACCUGCGGCCUAUGGAUCGAUCUUCGGGUGGAUCGUCAUCGGUCCUGUUCCCGAGGUGGAACCUGAUACCUGUCGGUCCCACGCCGCUGUCACCCUAUCGGUGUCCCUUGAGGACAUGGUCCAUCGUUUCUGGCAAGUGGAAGAACCCGAUACAGCUCCGGCCACGUUCCAUGACGAGGGCCAAUGUGAAGCUGUCUACAGCGCCGAGCGGUAUCGUGACAUCACGGGACGAUAUGUAGUUCCUAUGCCGUUCAAGCCUCUUCAUCGCGACGAAUUAUUCCCUGGGUCCCGUCAAAUUGCUAUACGCCGUUUCCAGAACCUGGAACGGAAACUCCAGGCCGACGAAGGGCUGUAUGCCGCGUAUAAAGAGUUCAUGUUAGAUUACGAAUCGUUGGGACACAUGACCGUCGCUGAUGAAGUCGGGACGUACUACAUACCCCACCACCCGGUUUUCAAUGCGGCACGCAAAAUACGAGUGGUAUUUGACGCCUCCGCUAAGGCCAGUUCGCACCUAUCGUUAAACCAGUGUUUGCACACCGGGCCGAAGUUGCAGUUAGAUAUUCUGGACAUCCUGACCCGUUUCCGUCUUCAUAAGUUUGUGUUCACCGCCGACGUUUGCAAAAUGUACCGGCAAAUCCUCAUGCGCCCGGAAUACCGGCGCUUUCAACAUAUAUUUUGGCGAUCGUCCCCAGUGGAUGAGUUAAAGGAAUAUCAGCUGAACACUGUCACUUACGGCGUCAAUUGCGCUCCCUUCUUGGCCCUACGUGUGUUAAAAGAUAUCGCCGAGAACGAAUGCAAUGAUUACCCAGAAGUCCGGGAUGGAUUGAAAUAUCAGACCUACGUGGACGACAUUUGUAUGGGGGCAGACACCGAGGAACAACUAUCGAGUGUGCAAUCAGAUUUAAUAGCCGUCCUGGGCCGCUCCGCGCUUGAGCUAAAAAAGUGGUCGAGCAAUUCGCCUCGCGUAUUGUCGGGGGUCGCUGCAACUGACCGAGUUUCCGAGGUGAUCAACUUCGAUGACAAAGGAGGAGGUAUGGUCAAGGUCUUAGGCCUCCGCUGGGAUCCAGUCAAGGACAUUUUUGGUUUUGAUGUCCACCCAGUGUCCAAGGUUAUCACCAAACGAUCGGUAUUGUCCACCAUUGCCACAAUCUUUGACCCGAUAGGGUUCCUUGCGCCUGUAAUUUUUCAUGCAAAACAUAUCAUGCAGCAAAUCUGGAAAACUGAACAGGGAUGGGACGAUCCUCUACCAGAUGACCUGGUUCGAACUUGGAACCUCUUACUUAAUGACCUCCCAGUACUAUCAAAAAUCGAAAUUCCGCGUUUUGUAUUGACAACUAGUGAGUCCCACGUAGAAUUAUGUGGAUUUUGCGAUGCCUCGGAACGAGGGUAUGCAGCGGUAGCAUACUUGCGAAUAACGUCACUGUCAGGACUGGUCACAGUGCAUCUUCUCGGCUCCAAAACAAAGACCGCGCCCAUGAAGACCAGCACUAUCCCAAGAUUAGAGCUAUGUGCGGCCGUGCUUCUGGCCCGCUGGUUGACUCGACUCCUCACAGUUUUUGGUAAUCGACUCCGCGUGGACGGGAUCUUUGCGUGGUCUGACUCCCAGAUAGUGCUCUCAUGGUUGAUCAACCCUCACACUUGUUUCAAAGUAUUUGUCUCGAAUCGAGUGCAUUUAGUCCGUCAGUUAGUACCAUCCUGCCAUUGGGGUUACGUCCGGUCGGCCGAAAAUCCGGCGGAUUGUGCCUCCAGAGGUUUAUUGCCCUCAAACUUGGUCGAGCACUUGGUAUACUGGUCGGGUCCUGCCUUCCUGAAGGACGCUGUUGACACUUGGGAUAUGUCGAUCGCAGUGGUACCUAUUGAGCAGCUCCCGGAAACGAAAGUUCUCUCUGUAUCUGUCCAAGUUGAACCGGAUGCCGAGUGGUUUAGUCGAUUUUCGUCAUAUCAUAACAUGGUCAGAGUGGUUGCCUGGAUGCGUCGCUUCGCAGGCCGAGCCCGACAACAGACAUACACAACAGAUUAUCUGACGCGUGAGGAACUUGGAGAAUCGCUCAUCGUCUUGGUCAAACAGUCUCAAACCUGUUGGUUGUCUAAGCUCCACGCAGACUUAGCUAGCGGCCGCCCUGCCCAACGGUCAUUGGCUGGUCUGAGGCCCUUCGUUGAUGCACGUUGCGUUGUCUGCGUCGGAGGCCGCUUGACACGUUCUAAUCUGACCAGUGCCGAGAAACAGCCUAUCUUGUUGGCUAAGGAGUCCCACUUAUCGGUACUAAUCGCGCGACAUUGGCACCUGGUAACAUGUCACUCAGGGCCUCGGGUAAUUACGUCAUUGAUCACACGACAAUUUUGGAUAAUAUCGGUGAGGGCGGUAAUCCGCCGCGUCAUCGGUCAAUGCACGAUCUGUGUACGAACCCUCGCCCAAAGUCCCCACCCCGUGAUGGCAGACUUACCAAGCUCUCGCGUCCAAAUGUGUCGCCCAUUCACUCGGGUAGGCAUCGACUACGCUGGGCCAAUGUCUAUGCGUGAGUGUCGUUUACGUAAGGCUCGACAAUACAAAAUUUACGUGGCGGUGUUUGUGUGCAUGGCGACUAAGGCCGUCCACCUGGAAGUCGUGUCCGAGCUGUCUACUAAUGCAUUCUUGGCGGCCUUCGACCGAUUCGUGGCACGUCGAGGUUUGCCUCAGGACAUAUUCUCUGAUUGUGGCACGAACUUCGUGGGGGCCGCCAAAUACCUCCGCGCUUUAGUUAACGACCCGACUAUCCGACACGCAGUAACCUCCCAUGCUCCUUGCGUCUGGCAUUUUAAUCCACCAAGCGCACCGCAUUUCGGUGGCUUGUGGGAGGCUGCGGUACGGUCAUUUAAAACCCUCUUGACACGACUCGUUGGUGUCCAUAAUUUCAGUUGGGAAGAGAUGACCACCGUACUGUGCCGCAUUGAAGCAGUGUUAAAUUCACGGCCGUUAACCCCGAUGUCGUCAUCCCCGAUGGACUUAGACUACUUGACACCGGGGCAUUUCUUGAUUGGUCAGCCGUUGCUGGCAGUUCCAGACGUAUCAAUACCCGAGGGUUGUAGUAAGGUAGUCAACAGGUGGAAACUACUGCACCAGUGCCACCAGUCUUUUUGGCGUCGGUGGUCCACCGAGUAUCUGAGCUCCCUUCAAGUCCGAACUAAGUGGACAGUUGAUGUGCCCAACUUGCAAUGUGGAGAUAUGGUAGUGGUCAAAGAUCAAAAUCCACCCAUGAGUUGGCGAUUGGGCCGCAUUGUAGAUGUGACCCCCGGUAACGAUGGUGUGGUCCGAGUGGUCAAAUUGAACACCGCUACGGGGGAGCUCACCAGACCGGUAGUUAAGUUGGUGAAGUUACCUAUGGAUCAGUAG